This is a messenger RNA of Ochotona curzoniae (black-lipped pika), 2935 nucleotides long. It is a transcript of the gene CTPS2, whose product is annotated as CTP synthase 2. The transcript has 20 exons. The record is from RefSeq and is a predicted model, not a curated record. Gene Ontology annotation, molecular function: CTP synthase activity; identical protein binding. Gene Ontology annotation, biological process: CTP biosynthetic process; pyrimidine nucleobase biosynthetic process. Lineage: Eukaryota; Metazoa; Chordata; Mammalia; Lagomorpha; Ochotonidae. The coding region runs from base 205 to 1971 and encodes 588 amino acids. Gene Ontology annotation, cellular component: cytoplasm; cytoophidium.
GGCCGGGACGCUCCCUCGCGGCGGCUCCCAGCCUCUGUGACGACACCGCCGCCGGGCGCGCGUCACAUCCGGCCUAAGGCUCCGCCCCUGCCUGCGUCGGUUUGACAACAUUGUUGUGCCUGUGAACUGACACUGUAACUCUUAAGCAAUUCCCCGGCCUCCCUCUCUUGGGAGCUGUGUGGGUGCUGACACCCAGCCGCUUCUAUGCCAAUGAAGUACAUCCUGGUCACUGGCGGGGUCAUCUCUGGCAUUGGUAAAGGGGUCAUCGCCAGCAGUAUCGGGAUGAUCCUGAAAUCAUGUGGACUUCGAGUGACUGCCAUCAAGAUCGACCCCUAUAUUAACAUCGACGCGGGCACUUUUUCACCAUAUGAACAUGGUGAAGUGUUCGUCUUAAAUGAUGGUGGGGAAGUUGAUGUAGACCUCGGGAAUUAUGAGAGAUUCUUGGAUGUCAAUCUUUGUAAAGAUAACAACAUCACUGCCGGCAAGAUCUAUCAGCAUGUGAUCAAUAAAGAGAGGCGUGGGGACUACGUGGGCAAAACUGUGCAAGUUGUCCCGCACAUUACUGAUGCUAUCCAGGAAUGGGUUAUGAAUCAAGCCAAGGUGUCCGUGGAUGAUCGUAAGGAAGAACCCCAGAUAUGCGUUAUUGAGCUGGGAGGCACCAUUGGAGACAUUGAAGGAAUGCCAUUCGUGGAAGCAUUCAGACAGUUCCAGUUUAAAGCAAAAAGGGAGAACUUCUGUACCAUUCACGUCAGCCUUGUCCCACAGCCCAGUGCUACCGGAGAACAAAAAACCAAACCCACCCAGAUCAGUGUCCGUGCGCUGAGGGGGCUCGGCCUGUCUCCCGAUCUGAUCAUCUGCCGCAGUUCGACGCCCAUAGAGAUGCCCGUCAAGGAGAAGAUUUCCAUGUUUUGUCACGUGAAGCCUGAACAGGUCAUCUGUAUCCAUGAUGUUUCUUCUACAUACCGAGUGCCUAUGCUGCUAGAGGGACAAGGCGUCAUUAAGUAUUUUAAAGAGCGAUUGAGCCUGCCUAUUGGUGAUUCUGAAACUCAUUUGCUUUUCAAGUGGAGAAACAUGGCUGACAGAUAUGACAAGUUGCAGAAGGCAUGCACCAUAGCCCUGGUUGGCAAAUACACCAAGCUCAGGGACUGCUACUCCUCCGUGUUCAAAGCCCUGGAGCACUCGGCCUUGGCCAUCAACCACAAGCUGAAUCUGAUGUACAUAGACUCCCUCGAUCUGGAGCAGAUCACCAAAGCCGAGGACCCAGUGAAGUUCCAUGAAGCUUGGAAGAAGCUGUGCAAAGCUGAUGGUAUUCUCGUGCCUGGAGGCUUUGGAACCAGAGGAACAUUGGGAAAACUCCAGGCCAUUUCUUUGGCAAGAGCAAAGAAGAUUCCUUUUCUGGGAAUUUGCCUUGGGAUGCAACUAGCAGUGAUUGAGUUUGCAAGAAACUGCCUCAACUUGAAAGAUGCUGAUUCCACUGAAUUUGAGCCAAAUGCCUCCGUGCCUUUGGUGAUUGAUAUGCCGGAGCACAACCCUGGACAGCUGGAAGGAACAAUGAGGCUGGGAAGCCGAAGGACCGUCUUCAGAACUGAAGAUUCAAUAUUGAGAAAACUUUAUGGCGAUGUUCCUUUUAUAGAGGAAAGACACAGACAUCGUUAUGAGGUGAACCCUAAGAUGAUCAGCCAAUUUGAGCAGAAAGGUUUAAAUUUCGUUGGUCAGGAUGUUGAUGGAAAAAGAAUGGAAAUCAUUGAACUGGCAAAUCAUCCUUAUUUUGUUGGUGUCCAAUUCCAUCCUGAGUUUUCUUCUAGGCCGCUGAAGCCUUCCCCUCCCUACCUGGGGCUGUUGCUCGCAGCAACGGGGAACUUGAAUGCCUACAUGCAGCAGGGCUGCCAGCUGGCUUCCAGUGACAGGUACAGUGAUGUCAGCGAUGACAGCUAUUCAGAUCCCGGGAUAGUUGACUUGGAAAUGAAUUGAGCUGGAUGUGUGACUCAGAAAGAUGGUGGCCUCCUGCACAGCCUCUGGAGUAAUUGAAAUCAAGAUGCAAGAACAGUACGAAGAAAUCACUGUACUGUUAUAGACUGACCCUGUUCUCUACCAGCCAUGGGAUCCAAAGUCUCAAAGGGCAUCUCAAAACACAUGCCUCCAAGAGCCAACACCAACAGGGUAUUUUUCUUUUCUGUCCCAGGGGCAGUCUUUGGUUGUCACAAAUUUCUGCAGUCAAUUAAAUUUCUCCCAACAAUCUCGUGGGGGAGAAAGUGUGUUUUGUCCAGGGUGUCACGAUGCCAAGAUGAUGAGCAAGGGGUCUUGGUAACUGGGCCAUCGCGGUGCUGUAUGGGACAGGUUGGCAGGGUAGAUGGAGGCACUAAUUUUGAGUCCGAAAUUAGUUUGUUACCUGGAGUUCAAGCACACAUUUGUGUGUGGCUCAUGGUUAUUCUAAUUUCUGCCAUGUUGUUCAAACGAAAACUUAAGAGGCGCAAGAAUGUGCACUGUUAAAAAAUGGCCUUCCUCGCAAGUAUAAAAUUAAAAGACAUUUAAAAAAACAGCUCAGGAAUUAAGGUCAAUUAUAUAUAUAUUCUUUUGAGGUGAAUUCACAUAACAUAGAACUAGCCAUGUUAAACUGAACAGUUAAUAGCAUUCACUGAUGUACAACCACCAUCAUUAUCUGUUUCCAAGACAGUUUCAUCACUUCAAAAUAAACCCCUAUACCCGUUACUUGUUGUUUUCCAUUCCCCAUCCUUUGGCAACCACCAAUUGCCUUUUAUUUCCAUGGAUUUUCCUAUUAUGAAUAAUUCGUAUAUGUGGAAUCUGGCAAUAUGUGUGGCCUUUUUGGUCUGUUUUUUUUUUUCAUGUGGCAUAAUGGUUUCAAGGUUCAAUUCUGUUGUAGCAUGUAUCAGAAUGGCAUCCCUUUUUAUAACUGAAUAAAAGUCCAUUUUCUGCA